AUGAAACUUUUGCGCAGCGUGAGUAGCACGUGUCGACACCGUUCUGGUUUACCUGCUCGCGUCUUAAAGAGGUUUCCCUUCGAAAUUUAAGUCAGUUGUGAUAAUGUAGCCCCACCUGAGAUAAACAAACCCCAGCCACCUGUAAUAAGGGAUUAGUGGUAAUAGGGAGGUUUUACAGGCGCAGCCGAGGGACGCACAGGCGACGAAGACAAGUAGUUGUAUGUAGAAGAACAAUUUUUGUCAAUGCGCUGCUUGACUUUGAAUGGUUGAGAAAUAGCUGCCCUAACUGCUUACACUAACCAUAACCCCAUCUGUGUUGCGUCCAUCAGAUGAGGCUACAUAACGACAUCUUACCGAAAUCUCAACAGACCCGUUACCGGAGCGGAUCGUUAUUCGGAUUGCAGGUCCAUUAUGUGAUAAGCACAGCCGGCUAGCUGACCCGGAUAGCAGCCAGCUUUCUCUUAGGGUACUCGGAUCCAGAACAAUUUGUCAUCUGCUUAUGCCAAUUUCCCUAAUAAUGUUUUAUAAGUUCCGUCAGUUACUGCAUUUUCAGUGUGCAUGUCGUGUUAAACGUAUAUAUUAUGUUGUUUUUGAUUCAGACGAUGCAAAAAAUUUCUAUAUAUUUUAAAAGACGUUUUAUAUUUAUGUAAUUUUACACGCUCAAAACAUAUUAUCAUAUUUUUAUAGGCCUUAACGCAUUAUACAUUCUGAAGCCAUGAGUUGAUCCCCGUGGCUACUACAGUGAUUGGCUAACAUCCUGAAUGUUUGGCUGAAAUUAUGAAAUGAGUUUUCGAUUAGGAAGGAUUAUUUAGGCGCGGUUGUAAUACUGAUUAUCCUACGGCAUAUUCCUAUCAUAUUUUGGACUCGGCAGGGUGCCAGCAUUUGAAUGCAUUGUUUUUCAAUCUCCUAUAGAAACAGUAUUUGAUAAAAUAUGACAUAAAAUGUAGCAUCUAUUUUUACACAACUAACUCCCAAAGAAUUGGGAGCCUGAUCAGUCCUUACAUUAGCGUGUAGUGAUUUAAGUCGACAAAAUGCAUGUGUUUUGCGUAGAAAAAAUCACAUACCCUUCUAUACCUUUAAAAAGAUACCAUAGAGCGUCCAAACAUUUCGCAAUUGCUGCGGAUUCCGUUGUACGUUUUAUAAGGAACAGUGGCAAACGGGCAGGUACAAUGCUGUAUGAAUCGACAUUGCAUCGUCUGAAAAAAUCUCCUAAUUAGAAACUUUUAAAAUCUAAUCAUACCGCCUCUUUGAGUACAAAAUUUAAUGAUGACGUGAUCCUCUCCUGAACGACUGAAAAAAAACAUAUUUGGAUCGUGGUUUCAACAAAAUAUAUUUGAAUUUGCUACACCAUCAAAAAUCAAUAUGCCAAGUGCAUGCCACGUUUGCAGACAUUUUUAGAGAGUAGAGAGAAAAUUUUGGAGCAGUGUAUUCAAAAGCUGGCAUCCUGUCAAAUCCGAAAUACGAUAGGAUGAUGUCGCAAGAUAAUCACUAUUACAACCGCGCCUAAAUAAUCCUUCCUAAUCUGAAAGGCAUUUCAGCAUUUUACCCAACAUUUCAUGAGAUCGGUCACUCAUUGUGUAGCAUUAGACAGAGCCUUCCGAUUGGCUUUCCGCCUUUUUUUCACGGAGAAACAACAAUUGUUUCUAAAUUCAAAUUAAGAAAUAUGCCCCGUUUUCUACUUGUUUCUCUUAGUGAAUGAAUGAAACAUCCUGGCAGCUAGCAAUCGAAUUGUAGGACUGUAUUCUCGAGCUUGGCAGUACGUGAGUGCGUAUGGUGCAUGCGUUCAGCGAUGCAUAAAGUAAUUGCAACGCCGUUUUGUGUGCAGUUUCCAGCUUAUCCAUAUUCAUUCGCCCCCUUAAUUGUUGUAAUUUCAUUACGAGUGUCGGAUGUUGGUGUGAUAAUUACUCAAUCAUCUGACCCGCCGACGCUGGCCUUGGGAACAGUGUUCGCCUGCGCGCUUCCCGCGCUGCUAAUUACUCCACUUAGGCAAAGUCUCAAAAAUGAAGGAGAAGAUCGAUACAGUUGAUAAUAAAGCUCUUGUCCCAGCGAUCGUGUUUCCUUUUUUAUACUGCUUCCUGGGACUAGAUCAAAAAUACCAUGACCUCAUUUGGAUGGAUGCUGACCCCUUUGAGUUUCUCCAGGAAUUGUGCACAAUGUUACAUCCCUUUUUACUGUUAUUCCCUAGGACCUGGCGAUCGAGACAAUCGAGUUGCUUCUACAAAGCAAAUACGAUGAAACGGAGUACCGUCUUGGACAUGCCCAAGUCCUUCAGCUCCUGAAGUUCUGUCUUAGGACGUACUUCACGUUCGACGGGACAAUCUACGAACAGGUGAAGGGCACACCAAUGGGUUCGCCGAUUUCGGGAUUCAUCGCCGAGGCGGUCCUGCAACGGUUAGAGUCGCUGGUCUUCCAACACCACAAACCGAAAUUCUGGGCCCGGUAUGUGGAUGACACCUUCGUCGUCAUCGAACGGGAUCAGGUGUUGACAUUCCAAGAAUAUCUCCACGCCGUCUUCACGGACAUUCAAUUUACGAUGGAGGAGGAAGAGAACAACCAGCUGGCUAUCUUGGAUGUCCUCGUAUGCCGCAAAGAUUGUGGUUAA
Messenger RNA from Spirometra erinaceieuropaei, 2602 nucleotides. NCBI's taxonomy places the organism in Eukaryota, Metazoa, Platyhelminthes, Cestoda, Diphyllobothriidea, Diphyllobothriidae. The record is from the annotation of a GenBank genome assembly.